Molecule: messenger RNA, 2565 nt
Organism: Chrysemys picta bellii (western painted turtle)
Lineage: Eukaryota; Metazoa; Chordata; Testudines; Emydidae
Source: RefSeq, a predicted model, not a curated record
AUGACCAGCAGCGGCAGGGAGAUAACUCCUGGGUGAUAGUACCUGACAGCGCAGAUGGUGAAGAUGGAGACGCUGCUGGAGCAGAAAUGAAUACGCAGGGAGCCGAGCAAACAGCAGAACUCUCAUGCCAAGAACGGAGAACUUCAGAACUGAACCAAGACGAAGCACAUCCGCUGAGUUCAGGAUGGAAAUCGGGACCUGGAUCCCAGCUGCAGUCCCAUGCUGCUGGAGUAACAGAUAAGCUCGUGCUGUCGCUGGGACAAGAGACCAGAAUUAAACAGUUCUCUGGGCACCAGCCGGAGUCACCAAGGAAGACGGAAAUAGACCACCUUACAGGCUCUGCUUCCCAGCCAAAGGCGGUGAAAAGGCAGGGUUGUAAACGUUUGGAUCAGUCACAGGUAGCCCAUAAAUCACAGAUCCAGGUCCCUGGCAGCGCAGUGAGAGAGGAGCCUGUGGAGCUGAACGUGAGUCCCUACACAGCAGAUCGUGAGGGAAACAAAGAGGCCUCGGCAUCGGAGGAGAGCAUUUUAUUGGAGACUCCAUAUUUUCCAAACAAGAGAUGCGCAAUGGAGGACACGAUGACUGUGGAGUUUGUUGUCGUAUGGUCUAAAAAUUUUGUGUUUGAGGAACGGUUCGGCAAGAUUGUUGUUGCAGCCUACAAUAGUCCCAGGAGAUACCAAGAAAUUGCUAGGAUGAAUAAAAGGUUUGAGAAUAACUGUGGGUUCCUUGUCGUAGGCCAAGCAACAAUUCCUGUUUUGGAUCUACAAAGCAGACAACCCAUCUAUUAUAAAUAUGGGGUUAUUGACAUCUUCAGUGGUACAAGAGCAAUUCAAUUAGAACAUAUUUAUAAAACAGCCCACAAAAAUGAAAAGGCUGAGUUCCACCGAGUUCUAGCUGUGCCCGAAUCGGCCAUCAAAGCAGGAGGAGUGUGGACCCAAUUUGAUGAUAUCUGUCAGUCCCGGUCUGGCUCUGUAUCGAUAGGAAAGUCCAAAAAGACUGCUAGUGAGUCUAUCCUGCAGUUCCUGGAAGAUGAGCUUCUCAAAGACCUUUCUCCUGGGAAGGAUCUUGGUGAUGUGGAAAGAAAGCUUGACUGCUACAAGGAGUGCUUCAAAACCAGCAGCAUCGGGGAUGCAGAGCAAAAAAUAAGUGAUCUCAAAACUGACAUUGAUGAGUUAAAGGUGUAUGAUUACAUCCGCAAAUUCAUUGAAAAUGUACUCGGAAACCCCAGAUUUCGGCAUCCUAUUUCAGCGAUGGAUGUUCUCCUCUUUGUGUUAUGCACAGUAGUUCACCACAAUAUCUAUAUAAGUGCAGAGGCCAUGAGCAAGAUUGAAAAAAUGGCCCAAAAUGUUGAUUCACAGAAAGACACAUUCAUGAACCUGAAAGAACCAAGAAAAAGGAAGUGUAUUUCAGCUCUGAAGCAUGUUUGCAUCCAAAGCUCCAAAGACUCUAAGAGCACAUGUUGGAUCUGGCUGCUUCCUUUGCUGUAUGCAGUUCAAAGGGACCCAUCUGAAAAGGCAGAGGACCCAUUAACUUCACAAGACACGUGGUCGCUGCCUUUUGCUCAGCUGAGGCGGGAAGAAGAGAAGCAAAUGAAAGUUCUCGCGAUGAUAAACGCCCAUCAGACCUUCAUCGGGAGCUGCGCUCCUCUGGCAGAGAAGGUCAUUGAGAUGCUUGCCCUGAAGAAUUUUUGUCGGGAGCCUGUUCCUCACAUUCAUGUGCCGCUGCAGCUUCUCUUGAACAACGUCUACCAGCGGAUCACCAGUCGCCUAGCAGAGGGUCACGGAAUAAAUUCGUUUCAGGAAAGUGAUGUCAAUGUAGUUUUGAAGGACAUUGCCAGAAGGACAAAGGCUUGGCUUGGUACCAGACAUCAGACAGGAAAUGCAGAGGAUGUUUUGCAGCCAAAGAAGUUGGAGGAUGUUCUGCAGUGCCUUAAUCUAAUACUAGCUUUGGUCACAAUUUUCUUGAAACACCCACAGAAAAUACCAUUCAGCCCCGUGAUGACAUCACUGCAGAUUUGGGAAUUGUUCUCUGAAACAGAAGAUUUACUGCAAACCAAAAGGGAUUUUCGGGUCCUUAAGCAGACCCAGGGGCUCAAGGAAUUUAUGAAUGUAGCAGAAUCAUGGAUCCAGGAGUUAUUCCCCAAAUCGUCUGAACAGGAAAAAGUCUUUUUUCAUUAUAUUGACAUGUGGGAUCAGCUCAUUUCCGCUGGACUGUUCUGUGAUGAGUGGACCCGGGACUGGCGAAAACAUAUUAAAUCUUUGUUUGCAGAGUGGCUAAAAAGGGUGAGUUGACUAAUUGACAAUCAGAAAGAUGGUCUUUCCCUCACAGAACUUAAACGGAGAUACAGACAGAUGGGGAAGACAGCAGUGGGAUGAUUAUUAUUGGAAGAAUAAACAACAGUAGCUGCGUACCAUGGGGGACCAUCACAGCAUCACCUGUUUUUAAGGAGAGAUUUAGAGGGAGGUGGAGUAUGAGAGACAGAGUAGGGACCAGCUGUGAAGGUCCUGGAAAGUAGAGUUGGGGAACAUUUUUGGACAAAAUUUUUUUUGCUGAAAAAAGCAAAUU